Molecule: messenger RNA, 5193 nt
Organism: Corticium candelabrum
Lineage: Eukaryota; Metazoa; Porifera; Homoscleromorpha; Homosclerophorida; Plakinidae
Product: protein mono-ADP-ribosyltransferase PARP14-like
Exons: 9
Coding region: 1-4431 (1476 amino acids)
Biological process (GO): protein poly-ADP-ribosylation; negative regulation of gene expression
Cellular component (GO): nucleus; cytoplasm
Molecular function (GO): transcription corepressor activity; NAD+ poly-ADP-ribosyltransferase activity; NAD+-protein mono-ADP-ribosyltransferase activity
Source: RefSeq, a predicted model, not a curated record
AUGUCGUUCCUGGGAUAUUCUCACGCGAGUGGAGAUUCACAUUUCGUGGGCAAUCUGAACAAGACCUCGUCAUUUUACGAAGAAAGAGAAGGCACACAACUGACGUAUCGUCUACUACCCAGCUCACGGGCUUUGCCCGACCGUUUGAUAUGCAAGAGACUGCUGAUAUCGGAAAAUAGUCUUUGGCAGAAAUCGGUAAAAUUUGUCAGGGACGAAUUUAGAGCUUGCUCUAGUGAAGCCGAGAUAGUGGAAAGAGAAGAGAAGUUAGAAAUAGAAUUUGUCGGUCCAGAAGAAAAAGUAACACCGUUCUAUCAUCAUUGUGCCGAUCGUAUUAGUUUGUGGAGAACGGAAUUGGAAGAAGGAAACGCUGAAAUCAAAGAAACAAUUUCCUUGCCUUCAUUGUCCCAUGCUCGUAUACUAGAACGCACCUCAUUUUACCAAGAGAAACAAGAAGCUUUACAGAUUAAGAUCGAAUCCGUUGGCAGCCAAGCUAGUGUGUAUUUGCAAGGUCCGCGGAAUCUUGCCAUAAGUUGCAAAGACGAGAUGGAGAGAAUAGUAGAAUCAAUGACAGAAACACAAGUGACUAUAGAUGUGAAAAUCGCCAAUUUCUUAAAGUUCACAGCUUUUGAUAAGCUGAACACGCUCAUGGAAGACUCUCAAGUUUUCGCUUUAUGCAUACACGUAGACCAAACGUUCUUGCGUAUUGUUGGUUUGCCCGAAGCUACGAGUGCUGCUACAAGUUUGAUCAGAGGAACGUAUUCUUGCCAACGAUUGAGGGGAACGGAAGAUAGAGAGGUGCAGGCCUUUCUAAGAACUGACGAAUACAACCAAUUUGUAACAUCAAUGAUUAUUAAUGAAUCGGUGAUGGUAGAUCCUCUCUACGAGGAAGUCAAACAGUCGGCUGCACCUGUAACCCUUACAAUCGUCGGAGAAACGCCUGCCGUUCAAACCUCAGCUAAAACGCUUGAAGACUUUCUUCUGAAUGGUGUAGUGUUUACCGAUCGAGUUGAGCUCGAUUACCCAGGAUAUGCUAAAUAUCUCACUUUACAUAAAGCAGAUGAUCUGAAACAAUUGAAGGCUCGACUCAGAGAAUUCAAACCUGAAAUUGAUGUGAGGGUAAGAGAAAAAGUAGUCGUAGUGCAAUCCACAAAGUCGGGGUUAAUCAAGCUAACAGAUGGAGUAAAACGAUUAGUUGGCGCAAUCGAAUCCGAAAAGUUUGAAAUCAAGCGUCAUGGCUUAGUAAGAUUUCUGAACAGUUCUGCGUUUAGACAAGAACGUUCUCAAAUUGAAAAGAAACACAAGGUGUUGUUAUGGAUGGAUGGAGACGAAGAAGAAGAGGAAGACAUAGAAACAGGAACCAUCGCAUCUCCCAGGUUUGUUACCAGUGGCGGAAUGACUAAACAAUUGAUGGAAUACAAAGUACCCAAUAGCAUCAAGGUUAUAGCGCUCUACACGGGAGAUCUUUGCAGUCACAAUGCUGACGUCAUUGUCAAUACAACGAAUGAGGAGUUGCUUCACAUCGGUGGAUUAGCCAAAUACAUUGUGGGUCGCGCAGGAACAUCGGUGCAAGAUCAAUGUAGACGCUAUAUCCAAAAGCACAAAAAAUUACCUACUGGUGAGGCUAUGGUUACCGACUCCGGUCGUCUGACUACGACCAAGUAUAUUAUUCACACAGUAGGUCCUAGAUGGCGAUCUCAAAUCCAUAAUACGGUUGCAAGAAGAAGAGCUGGAAAACUACUGCAAAGCGCGGUGAGUUCGUCGUUAAAGCUGGCAACUGCUUUAAAAUGCAAGACGGUUGCUUUCCCGGCCAUAGGCACUGGUGUUUUGGGAUGUCCAAGUGAGUUUGUUGCAACAAAUUUUGUGCAAUCUGUUAUUGAAUACUUCAGCGGAGCGACAUCGACUACGAUUACUCAAGUUCACGUCGUUUUGCUGGACAAAGACACGGAAAAUGUACUAUGCUUCAAGGAAUGCAUGAAAAUGAGUCUCAAUCCUAUAGCAAAAGUCUUUCCUCGUGAAAUUGUAGAUGUCGUUCGAGCUCCGCCGAGAGACUUUGUUUAUAGGUCUGAAACAAGUUGGAGAAAAGAGCACGUCGAAACAGCUUGCUCGUUUUCACGCGCGUUUCAAGUGUCUAUCAAACCUGGAGACAUUACUAACGAACAGAGCGACGUCAUUGUCAACUCUACAAACCGUGAUAUGAACAUGAACUCAGCUUUGGCGUCAAAGAAAAUUUCUGAAAAAGCUGGUCCUGAUCUUCAAAGUGAGUGUGCAAGCUAUGUCGGUAACAAUGGAUCAUUGGCUUCAGGAGAUGUCUACACGAGCAGAGGACACAACCUAUUUUGUCAACAUGUUAUUCAUGUCAACUGUCCAAAAAAUGCGCAGGGUCUUUCUAAAGCCGUAGAGAACUGUCUUACUGAAGCCAAUAGAAUAGAUGCUACGUCCGUAUCUUUUCCUGCUCUUGGAACGGGCAGGAUGGGAAUGGCUGAUGACGCUGCUGCUAAAGCAAUAUUUGAUGGUAUUGAAAUGUUUGCAGCAAACGGACCGUCAUCAGUUGGUCAAGUCAAUCUUGUCAUUUAUGAUAAACCAAAAAUUCCCGUAUUUACGAAAGAAAAAAUGAGACGGGAAGGAGAGGGGACCGAAGAAGGUGAUAUUGAAGUAGCGACGGUCGAUGGUUUUCGCUUUUCCAACGGAACCACAUUAUCUGUAGAGCAAGGAGACAUUACAAGUGACGCGUCUCAUGUUAUAGUGGUCCCUACUGGAGUUAUAUUUGCUGCAGUUGUUGGAAAGUCACCAGAAACUAGGACAGAUCUUUCUGUGCGUUUCCAACGUCGCCCUAAUCCUGUAGCAGAUCUCACUGCUGGUGGUCAGCUCGCUUGCUGCCGUGUUUAUGCAAUAUCUGUUCCACAUCGAUCUCGCAAGGCUAGUGAUGACGAAUGCAUUCAAAUUAUUCAAUCUGUAGUGAGCCAAUGCCUCAAUUUAGCCAAUAGUGCUGGAUAUUCAUCGAUAGCUAUUCCAGCAAUCGGCACUGGAGGUCUCGGCUAUAGCAACAAACACACUGCGGCUGCAGUAAUUGAGGCAUGCAAGGUGUUUGCUACAAAUACUCCAGCACCCAGGCUAGUGGCUGUCAAAAUCAGUGUAUUCGAUGCUCAUCGAAUGGGCGACUUUCAGAGUGAGCUCCAAAAACGCUGUCUGCAGAAGUCUGGCGUGUUUUGGCAGUCAUUUAAGGUAGCCGUAUGCAAUCUAUUUAGCAGUGGGCAACAACCGUCAAAACCAAAGCGUACCAGAAAGCCACUGAAGAGAUUUUCUGCAGGGGAGGUUGAUCAUGUUUCCUUAACAGUAAUUGCUGAUACUCGUACUGAUUGCAAAAUUGUGCAAACAGCAUUAAAGGAGACCGUCGUCCGUUACUGUAUCGACAAGUACGCAGUUAUUAAGAAAUUUCCUCAAGGAGUUGGAAAGAACGAGCUCAAAGAGCUUGCUGCCGAGUCUGGAGUGGCUCUUCAGUUUAAUGUAGAGGAUGCUAAAGAGAGUACUGUAAAACUUACGCUUUCUGGAUAUGAAGAGGACGUUGACACAGUGUACCCAAAUGUUCUGCGACGUCUAAACGCAGCUCUGAUGGAUGAAGCUGAGACGGCUGUAAUGAAAAAAAUUAUGGAAGCAGUUCGUUGGUCUUGGAAGGCCGACGAUGGGUCAUUUAUGGAAUACUCAUCGGACGUAGCCGUCACAUUGGAGAAGGCACGAGAGGCUGGUGAUAGAUUUGUGAAAAUUAGGGUACGAGAUACAGAGUAUGAAGUAGACAUUGCUAGAGGAAUACAAAAGAGGGGUGGAAACACACCAAGGCAAGUUAAAAGAGAACUGAGAAAUCAAGAGAGUGGUGCGGAUCUUCCAUCAUUUUGGAGUGACCCAACAGGCACCGGUCGUGACUAUUCACUGCAUACGCACAAACUGAGACCAGCUGAUCCAGAAUUUCUAAAAGUCCGUCAAGCGUUUACAGCUACAGGUGGUGUGGGAAACAUUAUUUGUAUAGAGCGUAUUCAGAAUCCGAACUUAUACAAAAGUUACCAAAAAGAAAAACAACGCAUCGCAAAGGAACGUAGCACACAAAUGCAGUUGGGAAAAGCUGUGCUAGAAGUGCAAGGAUGGCAUGGAACAAAUGUUGAUUCAAUUGAGCAAAUAAUUUCCAAUGGUUCUAACAGGUCUUAUGCCGGAACUGUGGCAGGAAAGAAAUUUGGACUCGGAGUGUACUUUGCAAAGAGCGCUCAUUAUUCGCGUAGGUACUCUCCAGCAGGUCCAAACAAUGAAAGGAAGAUGCUUUACUGUGACGUACUGCUUGGGAUGUUUACUGUUGGAGAUCAAACAAUGCGUGAGCCUCCAGUCAUUGAUCCCCAAGUCAGCCGUACUGACAGAUUACUCUACCGUUUUCUCAUCCUUAUCUGAACAACAGCCCUGGAAGAAGUAUUUACAUUAACGGAAAAUUGUCAGAGAAUCCGGCCGUAUCGAUUUAGUGUGAAUUUUUUUACUACUGAUGAUCCUGAUAACGACAGUGGUAGCACCCUCACUAUUGAUAUUUGAUUUGAUGAACGUGCUGCGGUGUUUAGCUCCAAAACAUGUGGACUAGGGAAUGUUGAAGAGAGAGCGGAUAGUUUUCCGUUUGUGCUUGGCAAAAUAUUUCUUUUCACCGUAUUGACAACCGAACAGUUCUAUGCCAUCAAAGUAAAUGAUGAACAUCUAUAUUCUUUCAAUCAUCGUCUGUCUAUAGACUCUGUCAGGCGACUUGAAAUCAAUCAGGAGCAAAUUGCAAAAAUUUCUACCGUUGAUCUGUUGCAAGUUUAUGUAGAUAAAUCGUGGACUGAACAAGAUUUGGAUGGGAUGAAGGUAUUUCUGACGAGCAGGACAUCGCAAUUGAACGUCUAUGUGGGAGGCGAUGCUAGAACAGUAGCAGCUAAAUCUGUACAAAACAGAAAGCUAAAUUUACUCUCGAGAAACAGCCAGAAGGAAUAGAUGUAUACACUUUGAGAAACGAGAGAUAUAGAUUGCAAAUUUUGACAAUCACUACAGAAAAGCAACUAGAAGCGGUAUUGUAUUGUUUCGAGCAAUCGAUUUAUUUUCAACACCAUUUAUUUUACGUGUUGAACGAACGUUUAUUUUACCGAUACGACGGUUUUCUAUUUCAGCUAUGCAUGGCGUUGUCUCUUGCAA